This is a messenger RNA of Bombyx mori (domestic silkworm), 2288 nucleotides long. RefSeq lists its product as uncharacterized. The record is from RefSeq and is a predicted model, not a curated record. Lineage: Eukaryota; Metazoa; Arthropoda; Insecta; Lepidoptera; Bombycidae. The coding region runs from base 971 to 1807 and encodes 278 amino acids. The transcript has a single exon.
CGCAGGCAGUUAAAUCUAAGGAAGCUACGUUUUGGAGGAAAAUAAUGUUGUAAUUUCGUUAACAACUCGUGUUUUUUAUUAAUACGCAUGCUCGUUGUAAAAAUGAUUCCACUUCAAGCGUUUUCAACGUUCCAAAAAGACAAGAAGGGUGUAUUUUCAAGCCUAGUUUAAGUCAAUGAUGACCCACGUUAUAAAAAUUAUGAAAAUGCAAAUGCAAAAGUACACAUUCAUUUUGCAUUCUUAUAUAGCGAUGCACUGGUGUUCGAAUCCCGCUGGCGGGUACCAAUUUUUCUAAUGAAAUACGUACUAAAAAAAUGUUCACGAUUGACUUUCACGGUGAAGGAAUAACAUCGUGUAACAAAAAUCAAACCCGCAAAAUUAUAAUUUGCGUAAUUAUUGGUGCUAGGACCUCUUGUGAGUCCGCACGGGUAGGUACCACCGCCCCGCUUAUUUCUGCCGUGAAGCAGUAAUGCGUUUCGGUUUGAAGGGUGGGGCAGCCGUUGUGACUAUACUGAGACCUUAGAACUUAUAUCUCAAGGUGUGUGGCGCAUUUACGUAGUAGAUGUCUAUGGGCUCCAGUAACCACUUAACACCAGGUGGGCUGUGGUGAGCUCGUCCACAGGUCUAAGAAAAAAAAAAAAAAAAAAAACCCUAGCGCACAAACGUAAAAGCAUAUUUAAAAAAAAUCAUCACCACAUUGAACUGGACUAAUCCUGCACGUUAAUUUCUAAGUAAAAUACCUAGGGGAAACUUCAGACACCGCAAUAAAUGAGAUCACAACAAUAACAAAUCAUAGAAUUCGUGAAUGACUGUACACACAAUUUUCCUGCAGGAAGAAACUCAUUUACAUUAAUAAAACAGCGUAUGUUUGAUUUAUUUUGUGGUCUGCUCAUUGUAUUUUCCUUAAACGAAUACUCUAUAUAAGCGAUGGAUUCAUUUGCCACCGAACAGUUGAAAAACGGUGGACACGAUGUACAGACUAGUGUGCUUCCUUGUUUUGGUGGGCGCAGUCGCGGCUAACGACAUUGUUAUCGGCCACGAAAAUGGCAAGAAAAUAUACGAUAGCAACAGAACCGCCAGUCCGGCGAUAUGGAGACGAGCUGACAAGAUAACCGUCAACGCUACAGACAACGAAGUCAUCAGCGGCGUGAUCAUCACAGAUUUGAGGGCGGAGAAGGACGGAGAGGUGCAAAUCGUCGAAGGGGGACAAGGACAGAAAAACGUUACCUUCGAGUUGAAGAGCCCGGCUGUGUUCAGAGGCUACGAAUUCCACGUUGAAGUUUAUUCUGUGCCCGAAGAUGAAAUACAAGCAGAAGUAAAUACCUCCACCGGGCUACAGGACGCGAAAUUGCCAGCAUCCGUCGCUGGAGAAACGCAUAACCCGGAGAAGAAUUUAAGAGAAACGCGAAAAACCGAAACGACUGCGACAGCUACGUCUGAAGCUUCAAAUGAGAAAACGACCUUCACAGCGACAACUGAACAAGGCCAAACUUUGAUUACGACCCAGAAACCUGAGGAGUUCUUCAAUCCUAUUGCCAUGAGCAAAGACAUUAAUAUUAACGGCAUUCCGACGACAUCAAACGUGGACGUACAAAGUACAACCGAGGUUAAUGUUGAAGGUAGCACUACUGCUGAUCGCACCACGGCGGUAGGCCGCAAAGAAGAGCUUCCUACCGAUAACGAUGUCUCCCAAUUCGCGCUGUUAAAGGACAAUUAUGCUCCUUCGACUUCGCAGCACGCUUCGACGAUUCCACCAGUGGGUUACAGCACGCACGUAUACAAAAAUAAGUACGCGCGAAAUGAUUAAAGUUAAUUUAACUUUCUAGGUUAGGUUGACCAUCGCUAUUUUGUUUAGCAAAUGGUCAUAUUUGUGUAAUACACGUGACCCUCCUAUAAAACGGUUCUAAAAAUUCCCUAAAACCCCUAUUUCGAUGACACGUUAAAGAUAUUUUUGUUUAUUUAGAAAGAAUAUGUAACCGAAAUUGUAUUGCAUUUUUUUUGUCUAAUAGGUUAAAAAAUACAUACAGGCAUAGUUGAGAUAUUUCGUUCAGAAAUUACUCUCUUUUUUUUUGUAAUGGCUUCUUGUCUCAUUAAAACAAUUUCGCACAACACGGGGCUUUGUAGAACCGUGUAAUAUUCGUAGGAGGGUUACCUGUAUAUUGUUUAUUUAUAAAGUUCUAUUGCCUAUUUAUAAAGUUCAGAUAUUGAAGAAAAUAGCCAGCAUUGAUAUAGCAUUGUACUAAUUUAAAUUCGAAGCUAAUGUGCUAAAAUAAAAACUCUGAAGGAUA